This is a messenger RNA of Coffea eugenioides, 1398 nucleotides long. Its product is annotated as putative UDP-rhamnose:rhamnosyltransferase 1. The transcript has a single exon. Gene Ontology annotation, molecular function: UDP-glycosyltransferase activity. Lineage: Eukaryota; Viridiplantae; Streptophyta; Magnoliopsida; Gentianales; Rubiaceae. The record is from RefSeq and is a predicted model, not a curated record. The coding region runs from base 1 to 1398 and encodes 465 amino acids.
AUGGCUGCUCAACAGCAUCAUCUCAUGAUGUUCCCAUGGCUAGCAUUUGGCCACCUGCUACCAUUUCUGGAGUUCUCCAAAAAAUUAGCUACAAAAGGUGUCAAAAUUUCCUUUGUUUCCACGCCAAAAAACCUAUGCCGAUUGCCCCCCAUUCCUGCAGACUUAUCAGACAGAAUAAAGCUGCUGGCAGUCCCCCUGCCAUUGGUUGAUGGCUUACCAGAGAACUGUGAGGCCACCAUCGACGUUCAACCAGAGCAAACGCAGUUCUUGAAGAAGGCGUACGACAGAUUAGCUGAACCCAUGGAGAAGCUCCUGCAACAGGAAUUGCCAGACUUGAUCCUUGUGGACUUUGCUGCAGGUUGGAUUCCAGAAACUGCUGCUAAAUUUGGCAUACCUGUGGCCUUUUUCAGUGCUUAUACAGCUGCAACUCUAGCAUUCUUGGGACCACCAGGCGAACUGAUCUCUGGAACUCUACGUAAAACUGCAGAGCAUUUCACGAGGCCACCAGAUUGGUUCAGCUUCCCUUCUCUGGUAGCCCAUAGGCCUCAUUAUGCACCUACAGCGUUCAAGAAUUUGCACAUUCCUGACAUAUCAGGUCUAUCCAGUGGCCAACGUAUUGCUAAAGUUGUACGAGGAUGCAGCUUUGUUGCUGUGAAAAGCUGUAAAGAGUUUGAAGGAGAAUACAUAAAUCUUGUUGAGGAACUCUAUCAAAGGCCUGUUUUGCCUAUAGGUGUACUCCCUCCACCCCCAGAGACCAUACAAGAGAGCCACAGUGACAAUAAUUCGAGCUGGUCUACAACCUUUCUGUGGCUGGAUAAACAGAAACCAAAGUCCGUAGUGUUUGUGGGCUUUGGAAGUGAAUACAAGAUGCCAAUUGAGCAAAUCCAUGAGUUGGCUUUCGCAGUCGAGCUUUCAGGGCUAGCUUUUAUAUGGAUUCUCAGGAAGCCACUAGCAGACACUGUAAAUUUACUGCCCCCUGGUUUUCUUGAUCGCACCUCAAACCAGGGCAUUGUUUGUCUAGGCUGGGUACCUCAAAUAGAAAUACUUGCCCACCCAGCCAUAGGAGGAUGCCUCUUCCACUCUGGUUGGGGAUCAAUAAUUGAGUGCCUUGGAUUUGGACACCCACUGAUUCUCAUGCCAAUGGUAUAUGACCAGACACUGAAUGCUAAAUUAUUAGCAGAGAAAGAAGUAGGCUAUGAAGUUCCAAGAGACAUUGAUGGCUCUUUCAGCCGGGAAUGCGUUGCUGCAUCAAUUAGACGGGUCAUGGUGGAAGCGGAGGGAGAGCAGAUAAGGGUCAAAGCUGCUCAGAUGAAAAAUGUUUUUGGCAAUCAGGAUCUUCAUGAUAACUACAUAAACAAAUUCAUUCAACAUCUUGAAAGGUUCAAAAACCAAGUAUAA